This is a messenger RNA of Passer domesticus (house sparrow), 712 nucleotides long. RefSeq names its product fatty acid-binding protein, adipocyte. Gene Ontology annotation, molecular function: fatty acid binding. Gene Ontology annotation, cellular component: nucleus; cytosol. The record is from RefSeq and is a predicted model, not a curated record. The transcript is spliced from 4 exons. Lineage: Eukaryota; Metazoa; Chordata; Aves; Passeriformes; Passeridae. The coding region runs from base 131 to 529 and encodes 132 amino acids. Gene Ontology annotation, biological process: fatty acid transport.
GGUCAUCCCAGAGCAUCAUGUGGCCACAGCUCCUUUUUAAAGAUAAGUGCUCUUCUCCUGGAGCUCAUGAUAUUCUCCAGUCCUGCAUUUCUGUUUGAACCUGUGGAAGGCAUCUUUCUAGCCUGACAAAAUGUGCGACCACUUUGUGGGCACCUGGAAGCUCCUUUCUAGUGAAAACUUUGAGGACUAUAUGAAGGAACUGGGUGUGGGGUUUGCUACCAGGAAGAUGGCUGGUGUGGCCAAGCCUAAUAUAACUAUCAGCAUCAAUGGUGAUGUGAUAACCAUCAAAACAGAAAGCACCUUCAAAAAUACAGAGGUGUCUUUCAAGCUGGGUGAAGAGUUUGAUGAGACCACAGCAGAUGACAGAAAAACAAAGAAUGUCAUAACCCUAGAGAACGGUGUGCUGAAGCAGGUGCAGAAGUGGGAUGGAAAAGAGACUAUCAUAAAGAGAAAAGUGGUGGAUGGGAACCUGGUGGUGGAAUGCACCAUGAAUAAUGUUUCCUGCAAAAGAACUUAUGAAAAAGCAUGAAGAAACCACCUUCACCCAGGACUAAUGCUUAAAGCUGGAGUAAAACAACUAAACCAAAGGAGAAAAGCCCCACAAAUGUGUUUUAAAGAGAACUGUACUUUUUUUCAGAUAUAUCCCAAAGCAGUUACAUGCAUUUAGUCUAAUUUGUUGUGCCUAUCCAAUAAAAUAUUCUGCUUUCUACAA